AUGCCUCCCGUUAAACGGCCCUACAGAUCCAGAAGAGUGCGGCCGUGCGACAGGUGUCGAAAGCGAAAAUCCGGUUGUGUUAUCGAUGGACAGCCGCCGUGCCAGCUGUGUGCUAAAUUCAACCUCCGAUGUGAGUUCACAGAUAAAGCACCGCCUGUGAAUCGGCACAAACAGACUAAAUGCCAUGAAAUUGAAAUAGACCCUAUUGCGGAGCUGGACAAUAAUGAUUCAAUGGCCAACCUAACAUAUACAGAUGAUGUUGAUGUGCUGGAAACAACUUUGGAUCCUAAAACUCUUGACCGGAGAAACAGUGUUCACGCAGAUCAAUUAAUUCCUGAUGCAGAUAUUUGGAAUGAGCUUUUUGGCCUGAUCGUAGGUUCAAGUCAGUACAGCAACGUUGCUAUAACCUCUCCCGUAACCGCGCGAGAUGACGAAGAACAUUCCUCCAUUGAUGCUUUCAAAAAGUACCAAAACGUGUAUCUCUAUAAAUCUGGCUACAUCGAUCCCGUUGUCCAGCAUCUGUCCAAAAAUUUGGAAAGUGCCGAACCAAAAGAGUGCCAUAUACGAAAAGUGGCCCAGUCAGAAGCCGCAGAAUAUGUACUCUUUUCACGCAGACCAACAAACUACGAUGUGCCCAGUAUCAAUUCGCUUAUACAGCAGCUCUUCAGCCCGCACAUACCCAAACUUAUGGUGCUAUUUCUCAAACAUGUGAACUCUUACUUUCCCGUUUUUUCGCGUGGCCGCUUUAACACAUUUGCCAAGCAGGACCCAAAGGUCUUUCCUUCUGUGCUGUUUGGCAGUCUUCUUGCGGUUACCGUUGAUUGGUGGCACAGACAUCCUGAGUUGAGCUUGACGGAGUGUCCAACUGUGGAGUCUCUGGUUUCUGUUACCCGAGCUACAAUACUUGCUGAGACGUCAAAUCCCUGCUAUGGAACUCUUCAAUCCUGCUUGCUGCUGUCGCAGAAACUGACGCUUGAAAAUGUUGAGCUUGACGGAACUCAAGAACUAUCUCUGCUAAGUGUUGCAUUUACAAUCUGCCAAUCUAUGGGCAUUAAUGUUGAGUGUCGUCACUGGAACAUUCCUGACUGGGAGAAAAGAGUGCGUCGACGGCUGUGGUGGACGCUGUAUAUCCAGGAAAAAUGGUUUAGUGUAUCUCUCGGACGGGCAAGUCUUAUAUCCAAAGAAGCAUGGAACGUGGCGAUGGUUGACGGAUCUGAUUUUGCAUUCUACCCCGAUUCGUGGGGAUCACAAGAGCAGCAUGAAUACGAGGUACGCAUAUUCAGCCUGAUGGUGAGUGUUACCAUGGUGAUUGAUGACUUAGGAGGACUAAACAGUUCUCCGCUGAGUCCAGCUUAUGAAAGUGCAAGGCUGCUUAUACAGCGCAUUGACUCAUUGAGGAACGAAAACUCAGAUAUUUUUAAUUUGGACCAGAUCUUGUGCGGUGGCAGAAGUGCGGCAGCACUGGUCGUUGCAGCUGUAACGGCAAAAGUCCUAAUCUACAGCGCCCUUCUCCGUUUAAUCGAGACUCAGACAAUAGAGGACCAAGUUGCAAGGGCCAUGAUCGAGCAAGAGUGUCUGGCACUUACUGCAGAGGUUCUGGAGAUUCUUGGAAGACUAAGGCCGCACCAUUUCGAGUCUUUCUGGUAUUCUUGGUCAAGGUUCAAUUUUGCAACCAUCGCAAACUUUUUCCUCCUCGUAUCACGACUACGUCCCCCGAGUCAGUCUGAAGCUGUUGAGGCAAACAUGACCAAGCUCCGAUUCUUUUUCCAGAGCAGGUCCUUGGUGUUCCGGCAUCUGGGCCUUGCCAUGUGGAUAUUAAAUGUGCCUGAAUACUAA
Messenger RNA from Ogataea haglerorum, 1836 nucleotides. RefSeq lists its product as uncharacterized. Gene Ontology annotation, molecular function: DNA binding; zinc ion binding; DNA-binding transcription factor activity, RNA polymerase II-specific. Gene Ontology annotation, cellular component: nucleus. NCBI's taxonomy places the organism in Eukaryota, Fungi, Ascomycota, Pichiomycetes, Pichiales, Pichiaceae. Bases 1 to 1836 code for a protein of 611 amino acids. The transcript has a single exon. Gene Ontology annotation, biological process: DNA-templated transcription. The record is from RefSeq and is a predicted model, not a curated record.